Molecule: messenger RNA, 3208 nt
Organism: Mus pahari (shrew mouse)
Lineage: Eukaryota; Metazoa; Chordata; Mammalia; Rodentia; Muridae
Gene: Cul1
Product: cullin 1
Exons: 22
Coding region: 455-2785 (776 amino acids)
Biological process (GO): protein ubiquitination; SCF-dependent proteasomal ubiquitin-dependent protein catabolic process
Cellular component (GO): SCF ubiquitin ligase complex
Molecular function (GO): ubiquitin protein ligase binding
Source: RefSeq, a predicted model, not a curated record
GGGAGACACCGGCCAGGCUCAGUGCCGCCGGGGUCCGUGUCAGCUCCCGGGAUGUGCGUGGAGGGGAGGGGCAGGGGCGCUCCAAGCCCCUCGCCCACAGCCGCUUCCGGAAGUUUCUUCAGAGGUCAGAGCCCCCAGCCUCAGCUCGGCCCCCACGACCAGUCCGAAGUGGCGGGAAGCCGGCACUUGAGAGGCCGCCCCGACGCGAGGGCGGCGGGAAAACCUGGCGGAGGAUUCCGCGAGUCCGGCACGACCCGGCUCGGCGUUUGGGAAGCAGGGGCCAUGGCUCGCAGGUUUGCCUGCAAUGACACUUUACUCUCUACACUUAAAGAGCAUUCUUUCUGAGCUGCUGUGAAUAAAUUUGGAAUGAUAUUGUUUAUUUUCAACUAAUGGAGAACUAGCUGUAUCUUGAACAAGGAUUACUGUACUGGACAACUUCAGAACAUUGCUCACAAUGUCAUCAAACAGGAGUCAGAAUCCUCAUGGACUGAAGCAGAUUGGUCUUGACCAGAUCUGGGAUGACCUCAGAGCUGGAAUUCAGCAAGUGUAUACCAGACAAAGCAUGGCAAAGUCCAGAUACAUGGAACUCUACACUCAUGUUUAUAACUACUGUACUAGUGUGCAUCAGUCCAACCAAGCCCGGGGUGCUGGAGUCCCUCCUUCCAAGUCAAAAAAGGGGCAGACUCCUGGGGGAGCUCAGUUUGUUGGCUUGGAGUUAUACAAGCGAUUGAAGGAGUUUUUGAAGAACUAUUUGACAAAUCUUCUUAAGGAUGGAGAAGAUUUAAUGGAUGAGAGUGUACUGAAGUUCUACACUCAGCAGUGGGAAGAUUACCGAUUCUCCAGCAAAGUGCUGAAUGGAAUCUGUGCCUACCUCAAUAGACAUUGGGUUCGCCGUGAAUGUGAUGAAGGACGAAAAGGAAUAUAUGAAAUCUAUUCACUUGCAUUGGUGACAUGGAGAGAUUGUUUGUUCAGGCCAUUGAAUAAACAGGUAACAAAUGCUGUUUUAAAGUUGAUUGAAAAGGAAAGAAAUGGAGAAACCAUCAAUACAAGACUGAUUAGUGGAGUUGUACAAUCUUAUGUGGAAUUGGGGCUGAAUGAAGAUGAUGCAUUUGCAAAGGGCCCUACGUUAACAGUGUAUAAAGAAUCCUUUGAAUCUCAAUUUUUGGCUGACACAGAGAGAUUUUAUACCAGAGAAAGUACUGAAUUCUUACAGCAGAACCCAGUUACUGAAUAUAUGAAAAAGGCUGAAGCUCGUUUGCUUGAGGAACAGCGGAGAGUUCAGGUUUACCUCCAUGAGAGCACACAAGAUGAACUAGCACGGAAAUGUGAGCAGGUCCUCAUUGAAAAACACUUGGAAAUUUUUCACACAGAGUUUCAGAAUUUAUUGGAUGCUGACAAGAAUGAAGAUUUGGGCCGUAUGUAUAAUCUUGUAUCUAGAAUUCAGGAUGGCCUAGGAGAAUUGAAAAAACUACUAGAGACACAUAUUCAUAAUCAGGGUCUUGCAGCAAUUGAGAAGUGUGGAGAAGCUGCUCUAAAUGACCCCAAGAUGUAUGUGCAGACAGUGUUGGAUGUUCAUAAAAAAUACAAUGCCCUGGUGAUGUCAGCGUUCAACAACGAUGCUGGCUUCGUCGCUGCUCUUGAUAAGGCUUGUGGUCGCUUCAUAAACAACAAUGCGGUUACCAAAAUGGCCCAGUCAUCCAGUAAAUCCCCUGAGCUGCUUGCUCGGUACUGUGACUCCUUGUUGAAGAAAAGUUCCAAGAACCCAGAAGAGGCAGAACUAGAAGACACCCUCAAUCAAGUGAUGGUGGUCUUCAAGUACAUCGAGGACAAAGAUGUAUUUCAGAAGUUCUAUGCAAAGAUGCUUGCCAAGAGACUGGUACAUCAAAACAGUGCAAGUGACGAUGCUGAAGCAAGCAUGAUCUCCAAGUUAAAGCAAGCUUGUGGUUUUGAGUACACUUCCAAACUUCAGCGAAUGUUUCAAGACAUUGGUGUAAGCAAAGAUCUGAAUGAACAGUUCAAAAAACACCUGACGAAUUCAGAACCGCUGGACUUGGACUUCAGUAUUCAGGUCCUGAGUUCUGGAUCGUGGCCCUUUCAGCAGUCUUGCACGUUUGCCUUGCCGUCAGAGUUGGAGCGCAGUUAUCAGCGAUUUACAGCUUUCUACGCCAGCCGUCACAGUGGCAGAAAAUUGACAUGGUUGUAUCAACUGUCCAAAGGGGAACUAGUCACUAACUGCUUCAAAAACAGAUACACUUUGCAGGCGUCCACAUUUCAGAUGGCAAUCCUGCUUCAGUACAACACAGAAGACGCCUACACUGUGCAGCAGCUGACUGACAGCACGCAGAUUAAAAUGGACAUUUUGGCACAAGUCCUACAGAUUUUACUGAAGUCGAAAUUGCUGGUCUUAGAAGAUGAAAAUGCCAAUGUUGAUGAGGUGGAAUUGAAGCCAGACACCUUAAUAAAGUUAUAUCUUGGUUAUAAAAAUAAGAAAUUGAGGGUUAAUAUCAAUGUACCAAUGAAAACUGAACAGAAGCAGGAACAAGAAACCACACACAAAAAUAUAGAGGAAGACCGCAAACUACUGAUUCAGGCGGCCAUCGUAAGAAUCAUGAAAAUGAGGAAGGUCCUGAAACACCAGCAAUUACUUGGUGAAGUCCUCACUCAGCUGUCCUCCAGGUUCAAACCUCGGGUCCCAGUGAUCAAGAAAUGCAUUGAUAUUCUCAUCGAAAAAGAAUAUUUGGAGCGAGUCGAUGGUGAGAAGGACACCUACAGUUACUUGGCUUAACCCAUCUAGCAGGGUCUGCGUGACCCACAAGCAGAUAGUUCCAGUGAAUAAAAUGGAAACAACUCAAGUUCAUAGCAGCCAGCCUGCCACCAUUUGGACCUUCCUUUUUAAAGCUGAGACCACAGCUCCCACCAGCUGGUCUCAGGCUACAGCAGGACUGCUCAGGACUGACACAUUUCAGUCUGUAAACAGACGCCAAUGCCAUUUACCCUAACUCACAGACAGAGGGGGAACCGAACCUUCCAUGCUGAGGCUGCAUGCUACCGCACUUAAAUCAAUACGUUGGCUCCCUGGUUAACAGCUGUCAUCUGAGGCAGCACACGAGAGCGAGUCUGAAUGGACCCACGUGUAAUCUGCUAUGAAAACCAUUUGUAUAGUGUGUUUCAUUUUUUUAAUGUGUGAAAAUAAAGAAAAUUAAAGGAU